This is a messenger RNA of Ailuropoda melanoleuca (giant panda), 1232 nucleotides long. It is a transcript of the gene TSR3, whose product is annotated as TSR3 ribosome maturation factor. The coding region runs from base 1 to 1038 and encodes 345 amino acids. The transcript has 5 exons. NCBI's taxonomy places the organism in Eukaryota, Metazoa, Chordata, Mammalia, Carnivora, Ursidae. Gene Ontology annotation, molecular function: rRNA small subunit aminocarboxypropyltransferase activity. The record is from RefSeq and is a predicted model, not a curated record. Gene Ontology annotation, biological process: maturation of SSU-rRNA.
AUGCGAGGGGCCCCGGGGCGCAGCCACACUAACCGCGCGCCGNCCCCGGGGCGCAGCGACACUAACCGCGCGCCGCGAGCCCGAGCAGCAGCAGGACGCCGGCCAGCCUCGCCGCCAUCUCUCCGCAGCGCGCGCGGUCACGUGGACGCCGUCCGGUCACGUGAGCGCCGCCGGGCCGGAAGUGACGCUGGGCGCCUGCGCGGGUACGCGAGGCCGGUGGAGUCAGAGGCGGCCCCCUCGUCGGACCCGGCGCCGCUACCCUGCACGCUGGCCAUGUGGGAGCUGGGCCACUGCGACCCCCGGCGCUGCACUGGCCGCAAGCUGGCCCGCCUGGGCCUGGUGCGCUGCCUGCGUCUGGGCCAAAGGUUCGGCGGCGUCGUGCUCAGCCCCGUGGGCUCCCAGUACGUGUCCCCCGCAGACAGACAGCUGGUGGCACAGAGUGGGGUCGCUGUCAUCGACUGCUCCUGGGCCCGACUGGAUGAGACCCCCUUUGGGAAGAUGCGAGGGAGCCACUUGCGGCUGCUGCCCUACCUGGUCGCUGCCAACCCUGUGAACUACGGCCGGCCCUGCAAGCUGUCCUGUGUGGAGGCUUUUGCUGCCACCUUCUGCAUCCUGGGCUUCUCGGACCUUGCUGUCAUCUUGCUGCGGAAGUUCAAGUGGGGCAAGGGCUUCCUAGACCUGAACCACCAGCUCCUCGACAAGUACGCAGCCUGCAGCAGCGCUGAAGAGGUGCUGCGGGCCGAGCAGGAGUUCCUGGCCCGCGCCAAGGAGCGCCCCGAGGAGGAGGAAAUCGAUCCUUUUGACGUGGAUUCUGGGCGAGAGUUUGCAAACCCCAACAGACCAGUGGCUGGCACCCGGCUGCUUGCAGACGGUGACAGCGACAGUGAGGACGAGCCUGAGGAGCACGGACCUGAUGCCGAGGAGAGAGGAGACAGCAGCAGCAGCAGCCCUGAGGAGGCGGGUCCGCGGGAGCAAGGGGCAGAGGCCAGGGCCCCCGCAGAGGUUUGGAAAGAAAUCAAGAAACGGCAGAGAGACUAAACGUUCCAGACACAUUUAUUUUUCAUGGCGGAGUGAUAAGGAACUGGAGACACAGCAGGACUUGUGGGGACACAGAAGGGCCUGACAGCCUCGGCCCUUGCAGCACUGAGCAGCACCGGACUCUAUCCCCAUGCUUCCGACAGCUGUACUGUGGGGCCUUCCAGCCCUCCCAGUGAAGCUGCAGGUCAAGGAGA